CUUUGUUUGUUCUUGCAUUUCGCCUUCUUGCCAUUGAUCGAUUAAUCUCCCCCUUCGUCUCCUCGCGCUCCCCUCCCUCCCCGUCGCUCCGCCGAUAGGAUCAUUCGACACACCCUCCCCCGAUCCUAAGGCCAACCCCGACCGACCUUCCCCCGUCGCGGCUUCCCCCCCUUUCCUAACCCUUCUACCUCCGCUUUCUCCCCCUCCGAACCCGAUCCUAAGCGACCAUGCCAUCCUUUGCCAGCGACGUCGCUUAUCAAUCGUCCACCGCGACGGCCACCCACCCUCGUUCCUUCGAGUCGCCGCAGGGCAAACCGUCCGAGAAAACCUCCGUGGGGAAUACCUUCUUGUGGACAAAUUGGCCCAAUGGCGACACCAACCAUCUCGAAGCCCCUCCAAAUGACCGCCAACUCACCAACGGCAGUGCCUACUCUCUGAAUGGACCGCGCUCGAGCGCCAGCUCGUAUACGAAGGAAUUGCCGCACUCGAAAGACGGCAGCAUGCACUCCUUAGGGAACGGAUCGGCCCGGGAACCCCGAGAAGGCGGAAGGCCUUCGACUACAUUGGAUCGCGAUCUUUCGAGGAAGUCCGUAGAGACAGGAGCUCGUGCAGGCUCUCCGACGGCGUCGAUCGCAAGCCAGCAGGUCAAUGGGACGUUCCACCCCCGGUCGCUGAACGGCAAGCCGACGAUGAAUGGCGACCACCCCCGACCAUCCGCCGACGAAAUGAUUGCUCCGGACUCGGUAGCCAAUGUUUCAGGCACGCGAUUGUCGACCUCGCAACCCGAUGACGCUGGCCGUCUUUCACCAGAUCCCGAUCGAUUGUCGCCCUCGCAGAAAAGUCCCCAUCGUUACUCCUCCCCCCCGGUACCGCCGAGCAUGGACGGUAGCGCACAAGAGCCGGCUAAUACCGGUCUCCGGCAUCGACAUACGUUGCAAGUCCCACGAGCCGCCAGCGGACGUCGGAGUAGCCGUGACAACGCGGAGGAUGCUGCUUUCAGCAGUGGUCGAUUGUCUCCCACGGCGGGAAUUCGCCGUACUUCCUUCAGCUUGGCCCGACGGGCCACCCGGACCAACCAGUCAGACGUACUUUCCGACGACGCCGCCCCAGACGAAGAUGCGGCCCGAUGGGCGGAAGCCAUCAAACAGAGGCGGGCCUCCAAGAGACGACGCCGGGACGACGAUGAUGACGAGCGCGUCAUUGUUGGAACCAAGGUUGACCAGAACCAUGUGAACUACGUUACAGCGUACAACAUGCUCACCGGAAUCCGGUUCACCGUGUCGAGGAUCAAUGCGAAGAUGGAUCGGGAAUUAACACCGGCGGAUUUUGAGGCUAAGCACAAGUUUUCCUUCGACAUAACCGGAAACGAACUGACGCCUUCCGCCAAAUACGAUUUCAAGUUCAAGGACUAUGCGCCUUGGGUUUUCCGUCACCUCCGAGCAAAAUUCCGACUGGAUCCUGCCGACUACCUGAUGUCUCUAACGAGCAAGUAUAUUCUUUCUGAACUUGGCUCGCCAGGGAAGAGUGGAAGCUUCUUCUACUUCUCUAGAGAUUACAAGUACAUCAUUAAAACAAUCCACCAUUCCGAACACAAGUUGUUGCGGAAAAUCCUCCCCGAAUACUACCGGCACGUUGAGCAAAACCCGAACACCCUGAUUUCGCAAUUUUACGGUCUCCAUCGGGUCAAGAUGGCCUAUGGUCGCAAGAUUCACUUUGUGGUUAUGAACAAUUUGUUCCCGCCUCACCGUGAUAUCCACCAGACGUUCGAUUUGAAGGGUUCAAUGAUCGGCCGUGAUCUGCGCGAAGAGGAUUUGGAGAAGAACCCGCGAGCUACCUUGAAGGACUUGAACUGGGUACGCAGAAACCGCGAGAUACAAUGUGGUCCGUCAAAGCGGGAGUUUUUUCUGGCUCAGCUGAAACGUGAUGUUGAGUUGUUGAAGAAGCUCAAGAUUAUGGAUUAUUCGCUUCUGGUGGGGAUUCAUGACGGGGCACGAGGCAAUGAGGAGAAGCUCCGGGACAAGACCUUGCAGGUGUUCCAGCCCGGGGGUGAUCGUGAGGAAGACGCCAAUCCAAACAUGCUGAUGCGCACGCCUUCUAAGUUGGAGAAUGAGCGCAAGGCCCGCGAACUUCGCAUGCUCAUCAAGCGUGAGCGUCCAGUGCCGCUCGAUAAAGCGGCCGCUAAGAUGCCCGAGGAGAUUCUCGAUGAACGGAAGUAUCAUGUCUUCUACGCCGACGAUGGUGGAUUCCGAGCCACGCAUGAAAAUGGUCAGCCUGGCGAAGAGAUCUACUAUCUCGGAAUUAUUGACUGCUUGACUCACUACGGAAUGGUGAAGAAGAUAGAACACUUCUUCAAGGGCCUGUCCCAUGAUCGAACUCAAAUCUCGCCUAUACCUCCGGAGGGCUAUGGGGAUCGAUUCAUCAACUUCAUCAAGGGGAUUACGAUGUCCAAGGAGGAGGCCGAACGACACCGUGAAGCCCGAGCACUCGGUAGGCCCUCUGUGGAGCGAUCCGAGUCUGUUGAACGGACCAUGCAAGCAGCGGAGAAGGAGGCCUCCAAGGAUGUCUCUCUAGCCCAGCCCCGGACGUUAUCGACUGUUCGAGACCCGGCUGACCCUAGCGGGGUUGUUGCGCCUUCAUUCCUGCCGAUCGUGGAUGAGGCGGGAGAGGCCAGCAGCGUCGGAGGACAUAGCCAACACAGUCGCCAUGGUCCAUCGUCGGCCCAGGAAAAAGAACUGCCUCCAGUUCCCCAAGCCAAUGGGGCGCCCUUCGCUAGAAAAGGCAAGGGAAUUGCUCGCGAUGGACAACCCGACCUGGUAUCUGUCUCCGGCAGACAAUAACCUCUACGGUGCUGAUUUUCCAUCAAUUUUCAUGAUAUCCUUGUUCGCAGCUCAUAACGCUUUGUUCCCCCUCAUACCCUGGCGCCACGGAUUCUCUACCUCUGCCCGCAGCGCACCUUCUCCGUCCAUACCUCCACUGCUCCGCAACCGUCUCUGUGAUAGUCUCA
Molecule: messenger RNA, 3004 nt
Organism: Aspergillus ibericus CBS 121593
Lineage: Eukaryota; Fungi; Ascomycota; Eurotiomycetes; Eurotiales; Aspergillaceae
Product: 1-phosphatidylinositol-4-phosphate 5-kinase
Exons: 3
Coding region: 228-2837 (869 amino acids)
Biological process (GO): phosphatidylinositol metabolic process
Molecular function (GO): phosphatidylinositol kinase activity
Source: RefSeq, a predicted model, not a curated record